Messenger RNA from Hyposmocoma kahamanoa, 2400 nucleotides. Its product is annotated as GPALPP motifs-containing protein 1. The record is from RefSeq and is a predicted model, not a curated record. Lineage: Eukaryota; Metazoa; Arthropoda; Insecta; Lepidoptera; Cosmopterigidae. Bases 251 to 2173 code for a protein of 640 amino acids. The transcript has 6 exons.
ACUUUGCUUUGCUUGUGAAUGUUGUGAAUUUGGAAAAUGAAGUUGUUUCUUUCGGAAAAAUUAAGAUUUUCGUUACUUUAAAACAAGUUCCGACCACAAAUACGAAGAGUCCUUUAACUUCGGUCAAAUUAUUGAACAAGAACUACGCACAAUACUUACCCAACCUCAAUCUAUUACUGCUCGAAGAUCUCGAUGAAAUUUAUCAAGUUUUGUUGAACUUCGAGUGCAAUAUUAGCCCAAAGGUUCCAAUAUGCUUUCUGAUGAAUCAAGCAGUGAUUCAGAGACAGGUAGAUUCAAAGGGCGCACAUCAAACCAGGAAGCCCAAACAAAGAGUUCUAAUCAAAAAGAAGACUCUCAUAGGUCAUCAGGAAGAAGCAGAGCAUCAGAAAAUGAUAGAUUUCGCAGAGAGUUCGAGAGAAGAAGGGAUGAAAGAGAGCGAUAUGAAAGGCGCUCUAAAGAAAAACAAUGGUUCUCGCGACAUUCUUCAAUAAAAAGAAGACAUUCUAGAGAAAGAACUCCUCAUAGACGCUCCAGGGAACGGAGCUCACAGCAUAGAUCAAGAGAAAGACCAAGACAUAGCGACAUUCGGAAUAGAUCUAAACCAAGAAGCAGCAGCAGAGACAAACAUAGACACUCCAGGUCCAGGUCGCAUAAAUCACCAGAACUCAAAAAAGAAUUAAAGGAGGAAGUCAAACAUUAUUCUCCUCCUACACAUAAACAAGUGGAUAAAUUUGAUAGAAGAUCAAGAGAUAAGUCAUCCUCACCUGAGCACAGGGGAAAGAGAUCCGAGAUUCAUAAACCUGAACCCAUACCGCUGGAAAGAAAAAAAAGUGAUAGUCCAAUUAUAGUAGAGGAACAUGCUAGUAGUGAUGAAUCAGUAGAAGUGCAACCUGGCUCAUAUUACAACAUGAUACCAGCUGUAGUUAAGGAUAAAAUAGAGGAAUCUCCUUCGGUUAUUAAACAGAAGUCAGAAUCUAGUGAAAUAGACUCAUCCGAUGAUGAAAAACUCAGGGCCAAACUUUUGAAUUUGGAAAAAGAACUCCAAAAGACCAGAAAGAAAAAGCAUAAGAAGAGACAUAAACGAAAAAGUUCUAAGUCCAGUAAAGACAGGGAUCGAGAUGCUUCCGCUGUCGAAGUCAGUAGUACCACUGACAUUGACAAGAUUGUCCCGCAUACACGAACUGAUAUCAUGGAAGUAUCCUCAACACAGAAAAGCAGUCAAAAGGAAAGUAGCGAAGAAGGAGAAAUAACAAGUGAUGAUGACUCUCAAGAUGAAAUUGCAAUUGAUCCGACAGAUUUAAGGCAUAAAUUAAAACGAUCUAAACAUGAUCCUAGCAUUACUCAGUCGUCAUCUAAGGAAGAUAUGUGUGGUCCGGCGCUGCCACCACAAUUAAAGAAAAAACACAAACGGAGCUCAUCACGCGAUGUCGAAGGUCCGGCCCUGCCGCCUCAUUUGCAGAAGCAUCGGAAUAUUGGGCCAUCGAUUCCCGAUAAUAUACGGAAAGGUUUAGCAAAUCCUGAAAGAGAAGUAAUUGUAACAUAUGAAAGUUCCGAUGAAGACAUUGGCAUAGGUCCAUUGCCAUCUGGCACCGAAAGUAAAUGGUCUGAAGCACACAAGCGACUGGAAGAGAGAGCUUUGGAUAUGAAAAUUAGGAAAUUAGAUGGACACUCGCUACAGCAAACAAAUGUGAAGUCUCGCGAACAGUGGAUGUUGGAACUGCCAGAAGCCAAAGCUAAAUACUUGGGCUUAGAAGCUAGAAGUUUCAGAGCUAAAGAGGGGCCUGAUAUGUCAGAUAGGUCAAGCUGGACAGACACACCAGAAGACAAGGCUCUCAAGGCGGCCGGCAUUGUGAAAGUAGAGGACCCAGAUGUAGUCUUACAGCGGGAAGCCAGAGCGCGUCACAUCGAAUCCAGAGACGAGGAUCAGGAACGAGCCGUCAGGAAGCAUAAGAAGAAGCAUAAAAGAGAAGAAAGCCUAUUGGAACUUCAUCAGAAGAAAUUGAAGAAAAAGAAAAAGAAGGAAGACAAAGAUGAGAAGAAGGAGCGACGCCCGUUUAGCCGCGAAGUUGAUUUGCAAGUGAACCGAUUCGACGAAGCACAGAAAAAGAACAUUAUCAAGAAGGCUCAGGCUCUCGACUCACGGUUCUCACGCGGAGAAGCAAAGUACUUGUAGGACUCAGUUUCUGUAUCAUAGUGGACAGCGGGAGGGCAAAAAAUUUACAGUGCACACAGGGCUAUUGAUACAGGAGUGCCCCAGCCCCUCGCUGCGGGGAGAUUUCGUUACUUUUUGACAUUUAUUCUCCGCUAAGUAAUAAUAACGGAAUUAAUUUUAUAAGUUGUUACACGUGUUAUGGCCACUGCGCUUUGGUGAAUAAUGGGCAUUGGGCUCUGACUUCCUCA